This is a messenger RNA of Stegostoma tigrinum, 3576 nucleotides long. RefSeq names its product histone H3 associated protein kinase (gene haspin). Gene Ontology annotation, molecular function: ATP binding; histone H3T3 kinase activity. The record is from RefSeq and is a predicted model, not a curated record. Gene Ontology annotation, cellular component: cytoplasm; nucleus. The coding region runs from base 45 to 3500 and encodes 1151 amino acids. Gene Ontology annotation, biological process: protein phosphorylation; mitotic cell cycle; intracellular signal transduction. NCBI's taxonomy places the organism in Eukaryota, Metazoa, Chordata, Chondrichthyes, Orectolobiformes, Stegostomatidae. The transcript has 16 exons.
UCGAUUGCGAGCUCGAGCUUUUGGCUCUCAGCUGCUCGCCCGGGAUGAUGAAGACGCAGGCCGGUGGCCGCCCGGCUUUGGUACGGACUUACGGGAAAUACAGACAGCGGACCGUGAAAGCACCCAAGUGGUUGAGUCCCGAGACGGGCAGAGAACAUCUUUUCUCGUCGUCAGACUCCAUCGAUAACAGUGGCCAUUCCAGCAGCAGCAGCAAUAACCCGUCCUUCAAAUCCAAAAAGAAAAGGAAACAGAAAGUAUUGCUGAAUGUUUCAAAUGCUAAAGCAACAGCAAAGAAAAAUGUUGGAAAACCAACAAAUAGCAAAAGUCACAGGAAAAAACAACAUUCUUAUGUAGUCAGAGGCCGAGGAGUUUUACGUGAUAAAAACUAUAGCUCACUUUCCACAGAAGAUGAAUGUCGGGAAAACUGCAUGUUUACGCAAGACAAAGAAAAUUAUUUUGUUCCUGUUACUAGCAGCAGAAUGGAAGGCAUCAUAAAAGAAUCUCCAAAUCUAAAAUAUGUCACAUAUCGGCGGAAACUGCGGAAUUGCAAAACUAUGUCAAAUCAACUUGUGAAUACCCAGCUUCAAAUGAAAACGAAGGAAUUGCUUGGAUCCUUGAUAGAAUCUUCAGAAUCAUCUAUCUCUUUUAAUAAACCAAAAAAAGCAUGCAGAAUUUCUUGCGAAGCUCAGAAGUUCAAAUGUAAUUCCAGAGCUGUAAAGAAGCUGGAUAGAUCCCCACUGCAGACCAGCACACCUUCUUGUACAAGGAAAUCAAAACUCAAGGAACCAUCAAGAUGUAUCAUUUCAUUCAACGGUGAAAUUGAGCAUGGCAUAUGGAAGAACAAUGCUGAGGCUUACAAUGAGGAAAGUAUUGACCAUCCCAGUACAGUGGGAACUUGUUGCACCCGGAGUAGCAACACUUCAUGUAAGGCAGUUUCCUCUACAGAACACUCAAAUAAUUCGGAGUUUGUUGGAUUGUCUCCAGAGAAGUUAGGUGGAAUUUGUAGUCUUGAAGCUGAUUGUAAACCCGUAGCUUCUGCGUCUUUGGAGGAAAAUCUUGAGCAUAUAGAUUCAAUAACAUCACACUUGUUUCAACCCCACAAAGAUGAUUUCAGUCAUACCUUGCACAGUACCUUCAAUAAUAGUGUCGAGUUAUUUUCUCAUGUUACUGAAGAUUUAGCUGUGUCUCCUCAGGCUGAUUUAGUUAAUGGAGUAGAUGAUCCAAAAGUGUUUGUCAGAAAUUCUUUAGUGAAGUCAGGAUUGCUUAACUAUACAUCAAAUCUUGAUUUGGUAACUGAACAGGAACACACUGCCAGUAAGAACAUUGUUUCCAAAUUGAGCUUGCAGCCUGUGGUACAAUUAGAUUAUUUUUCAGUUUUUAGAUAUUUCCGUGAAAGAAGAUCAGUGUCACCUGUUGAAGAUGACUCUUCCAAGGUCAGUUCAUCACAAGGUACAACUGCAAAAAAGCAGCGAGUUAUUAAUCGUUUACAUGAAAAAUUAACAUCCCAAAAAAGUGGGAGGUCAUCUUUCAGCUGGGUGGCUCUUCAGCCUAAUAUCGUACUUAGUCCUCUUGAGCUAAAGUGGCAAUUACCAACGAAGAAAGUUAUGACAAAUCCAGUAAAAAGAAGUCUAGCUGAUGGCUCUUUUAACAACAAACAUGAUGGCAGUUUUCAUCUGUUAGGAAAAAUGUGUAGACAAACAGAUUGCAUGAAUCUGAAAUCAUCUUUAUCUUCAAUGUACUCCAAUUCCCAAGAUGGGAAGUCUGGUAAGGAGUCUACAGCUGAUGCAGACUGCUUCAAACAUACAAAAAACCAACAAAAUAGAAAAACUAUUUCAAUGAAAGAUGGCUACUCCUUAAAAGCAAAUUGCCUAUCUGGACAAAGGAACCUACUCAGUGACAAUGCUUCCAAUAUCUUUGACAAACCGAGCAGCUUCUCUGAUCCAGCAUUUCAAAAAAAUACAGAUCUUGCUUCAGUCACUGUGAAAAGUGCAGAAAAAUCCACAGUGGAUUUAUAUGGGCAUCCAGAACCACAAAUGACUGAGUGUGGAGACGUAAUCAUAGAAUUGUUCAUUGACGUGGAGUGUGAAGGAUUUAAAUCCAAAACUGGAGAACUGAAUCUAAGUAAAGGAAGCGAGGAGGGGUAUAAGAUAAAAAACUUGAAGUCAACACUGAUGAGUUCGUCAGUUUCUACUCCUUUAGGCUCACGUAAUUGGUCAAGGUUCAAAGCAGCUCAUUCGAUUCACAAAAGAAAGAAAGUCAUUGUUACACCUUUGAGAUCUGAUUGCACCAUGUCACUUCAAAGCACUCCAGACUCAACUUAUCUUCCAAGAACAGAAAAUUUUAAUGAUCGUAGCUUGAAUAAGUUGGUUUCAAUGGCAAAUUUUUCUGCAACUCCAUUAAGAAAUAGAAUGAGAGGAUCCAGAAGGUCCCUUAUGGAAAAAUGGCCACCAGUUCUGCAGCCAGUAUUUCUUACAGAUGAAGAGAAAGUGUACUGUGAAUGUCAGCAAAAUGGCCCAGUUUCUUUUAAAGAAUGCAUACCAUCCACCAUGCUAGAGAAGUGUGAGAAAAUUGGAGAGGGAAUCUUUGGGGAAGUGUUUCAGAUGACAAAUAAUGAUGGAAAAUACAUGGUCUUCAAGAUAAUCCCUAUCGAAGGGGGGAAGCUUGUGAAUGGUGAACCGCAGAAGAAAUUUGAAGAGGUCCUGCCUGAAAUAAUAAUCUCGAAGCAAUUAAGUCAACUGAGUGAAGAAAGUGAAAACUGCACAAAUGGAUUUAUUACCUUACAUUCUGUGCAUUGUGUAAAAGAUUCUUAUCCUUUGGAGUUACUUAAAGCUUGGGACAAGUAUAAUCAAGCCAAGUCUUCGGAAAAUGACCGUCCAGAUGAAUCAUGCGAAGAACAACUUUACAUCAUUUUUGAAUUUGAAAAUGGUGGUUAUGAUCUCGAAAGUAUGAGGACGAAGAUACCUUCUCUUGAAUCAGCAAGAAGUGUACUGCAUCAAGUAACUGCAUCCUUGGCUGUUGCUGAAAAUGCUUUAAAUUUUGAACAUAGAGACUUGCACUGGGGAAAUGUUCUUAUCAAGAAAACUGCCAUCAAACAAAUUGAAUACAAAUUGUGUGGGAAGACUUUCAACAUUGACACUCAUGGAUUUGUGGCCAAUAUUAUUGAUUAUACAUUGUCAAGAAUGGGAACAGAUGAUGUUGUACAUUUCUGUGAUCUUUCUUCUGAGGAGAGUUUCUUUUGUGGACAAGGAGAUUACCAAUUUGAGAUAUACAGAAAAAUGAAGGAGGAAAAUCUUAACAACUGGGCAGAAUAUAAUCCUCACACAAAUGUGUUAUGGUUGCAUUACUUGGCUGACAAAAUGUUAAGCAUACAGUACAAGAAAAGAAACACCAAAGUGCACAGAAUACUUAAAGAAACCUUUAAGGAGUUCACGCAAGAAUGCCUCGAGUAUCAGUGUGCAGUAGAUGUACUAACAUCAGCUCAAUUGUUUCAAAAAUGCUGAAAUAUUUUGUUUUUAUCUCAGAUAUGUAAAUAAACUUGCAUGACCUUAAAAGGAGUGAUGUUAUAAAUAUUGUAAA